UUGAAUACGUCGUAAUAACAGAUAGUGUAUCCAAGAUGAAUUUAACACCAAAAUCAUUUAAAGAAAAGCGUUCAUUUGCACAAAGAGUUGCUGAUGUAGAAUUGAUCAGAGAACAGCAUCCAAAUAAAAUACCUAUUAUUGUUGAAAGAUAUUAUGGGGAAAAACAAUUACCUGUUUUGGACAAAUUCAAAUUUUUGGUGCCAGAUUAUUUAACAGUAGCAGAGUUCAUCAAAAUAAUUAGACGUAAGCUACAACUUCAUCCAACACAGGCAUUUUUUCUAUUAGUGAACCAAAGAAGUAUGGCAAGUGGUAGUAUGACAAUGGCACAACUUUAUCAGAGAGAAAAAGAUGAAGAUGGUUUUCUUUAUAUAGUAUUUGCUAGCCAAGAAGUAUUUGGGCAUUAAUUGUAUCAUUUUAGUUUAAAUGUAAGAGCAAACUUCUUUUGGAACAUUCUAUGUGCUAAAUAUUUUUAAGGACAUUUAGGGAGAAUUUUAGAUCUAUUAUGACUUAUAUCUGCCUUUAACUGAAUAUGCAGAAUCUUUGUGAUCAACUUGCAGUACCUGCUGAGAUAAUUAACAGAACAAUCAAGAUUGACAUUUGUGUAUAAAAUUAUUAUGGUGCUUUGGGCCUUCAGCAUAUGCAUUAAUUACAUAAGUUAAAGUAUAAGAUUAAUUUUUAGUUGCUAAUGACAGUACUUUCUCUUAUGAUUUGUUAAUAUUCAUAAAC
Molecule: messenger RNA, 726 nt
Organism: Habropoda laboriosa
Lineage: Eukaryota; Metazoa; Arthropoda; Insecta; Hymenoptera; Apidae
Product: microtubule-associated proteins 1A/1B light chain 3A-like
Exons: 4
Coding region: 36-404 (122 amino acids)
Biological process (GO): macroautophagy; autophagy of mitochondrion; autophagosome assembly
Cellular component (GO): autophagosome membrane; autophagosome; cytosol
Molecular function (GO): ubiquitin protein ligase binding
Source: RefSeq, a predicted model, not a curated record